This is a messenger RNA of Capsicum annuum, 1380 nucleotides long. Its product is annotated as probable WRKY transcription factor 32. Gene Ontology annotation, biological process: regulation of DNA-templated transcription. NCBI's taxonomy places the organism in Eukaryota, Viridiplantae, Streptophyta, Magnoliopsida, Solanales, Solanaceae. The record is from RefSeq and is a predicted model, not a curated record. Gene Ontology annotation, molecular function: DNA-binding transcription factor activity; sequence-specific DNA binding.
AAGUACCAGUGGAAUAUGAAAUGCCUCCGUUUAGUUUGACGAAAAAAAUCAAGGAUAGAAUUAGUGUUACCAGGCCUGGAACUAUGAAUGCUCAAGCACGAACAAAACAUCAACAACGUGUGCCAGAUGAAUCAUCCACAUUGGAGCUGUCCUCUACAUCUGUUGCACAGUCCAUUUCAUCAGUGCCAAGUCCAACUCUAGCAGAAAGCCGGUUGUCAGCAGUAGUAAAUUGUGGUACAGGAGAAGUGGCUAAGCAGAGCUCCGAUGCCAAGGUUCAACCUCUUGUACCAGUAAAGACAUCAAACCGUGAUGGGUACAACUGGCGGAAGUAUGGUCAAAAGCAAGUUAAAAGUCCUCAGGGUACUCGAAGUUAUUACCGAUGCACUCAUUUCGAGUGUUGUGCCAAGAAGAUUGAGUGCUCUGGUCACACUAAUCGUGUAAUGGAGAUUAUUUAUAGAAGUGAACACAAUCAUGAUCCAUCCCCGAGCGUAACUUGCUCAAGGGAAAGCAAGUCUGCAAUAUUGUCUGCAUCUACCAAUGGCAAAAGUUUAAUAGAUCAUCCAAAUAGAAAUUCUAAUGAGACUGUGGCAUCCUCUUUCAAAGAAAAUUUACAAGAAAGUUUACCAAUCGCCGAGACAGCAAAUUUGGAUUCCGGUGGAUCCGACACUGACACUGAAAUCGAUAUUAAAGAGGAGCAUUGUGACGAACCUGAACAAAAGAAGAGGUCAAGAAAAAGUGACGCGAGUUGUUACGAAUCUGUUUCUAAACCUGGAAAGAAACCCAAACUUGUGGUGCAUGCUGCUUGUGAUGUAGGAAUCUCAAGUGAUGGCUACAGGUGGCGAAAGUACGGACAAAAAAUGGUGAAGGGAAAUCCCCAUCCAAGGAACUAUUAUCGUUGUUCAUCAGCUGGAUGUCCUGUUCGAAAGCACAUUGAGAGGGCUGUAGAUAGCACAAUCGCGCUAACAAUAACCUACAAGGGAGUACACGAUCAUGACAUGCCCGUACCAAAAAGGCGUCAUGGUCCACCAAGUGCACCUCUUAUUGCUGCUGCUGCCGCCCCAGCUUCCAUAACCGAUAUGAAGAAACCUGAACCACUACAACAUCAAAAAUCGACCACACAAUGGUCCGUUGAUAAACAAGGUGAGUUGACAAGUGAGAAAUUGGAUCUUGGAGGAGGUAAGGCAAUGGGAUCGGCUCGAACUCUGUUGAGUAUUGGAUUUGAAAUAAAGCCUUGCUGAAAUUGUUCAGUUUUUUAUUAGCAUCUGUAGAAUGAUUGUAGUCAUCCAAUAUUUAGUAGUCUAUACUCAACUAUGUACAUUAUUGUUGUUCAAAAUAAUUAAAAUAGAACUUGGAAGAGAAAAAAUGUUGUGAUGUUUGUCA